Cyanistes caeruleus (blue tit) is the source of this 5249-nucleotide messenger RNA. The record is from RefSeq and is a predicted model, not a curated record. NCBI's taxonomy places the organism in Eukaryota, Metazoa, Chordata, Aves, Passeriformes, Paridae.
AUGGACCACUCUGAGAUUCCUGAUGCCCUGGGCAGUGAGAAGUUCUGUGGUGAUGCUGGCCAGGGAGGGGCUGGGAACUGGCUGAAGUACAUCCGAGUGUCCUGCUCCUGCGACGAGCAGAACCUGGCUGUGUGCCACAUCAACGAGCAGGUCUAUUAUAAAGUUAUUAAAGAGAUUGAGCCGGGAGAAGAGCUCCUGGUGUGUCUGAAGGAAGGAGGUUAUUCCCUUGGGAACAUGGCACCCAGCAUGGAAGAGGAGCCCUCAUUCCGCUGCGAGGACUGCGAUGAGCUGUUCCAGUCCAAGCUGGACCUGCGGCGCCACAAGAAGUACGGCUGCAGUGCUGUGGGGGCCCUGUACGAGAGCCUCAGCGAGGAGAUCAAGCAGGAAGGCCUCGGAGAUGGACAGGUCUACGAGUGCAAGGACUGUGAGAGGAUGUUCCCCAAUAAAUACAGCCUGGAGCAGCACAUGGUGAUCCACACUGAGGAGAGGGAGUACAAGUGUGACCAGUGUCCCAAGGCUUUCAACUGGAAAUCCAACCUGAUUCGUCACCAAAUGUCUCACGACAGUGGGAAACGGUUUGAAUGUGAAAAUUGUGUUAAGGUGUUUACGGACCCCAGCAACCUCCAGCGGCACAUCCGCUCACAGCACGUGGGGGCACGGGCCCACGCCUGCCCUGACUGUGGCAAGACCUUCGCCACCUCCUCGGGCCUCAAGCAGCACAAGCACAUCCACAGCACUGUCAAACCUUUCAUAUGUGAGGUCUGUCACAAAUCCUACACGCAGUUCUCCAACCUGUGCCGCCACAAGCGGAUGCACGCGGACUGCCGCACCCAGAUCAAGUGCAAGGACUGCGGGCAGAUGUUCAGCACUACCUCCUCCCUCAACAAGCACCGGCGCUUCUGCGAGGGCAAGAACCAUUACAGCCCUGCCGGUAUCUUCGCCCCUGGCCUCCCCCUUACACCCACCUCCAUGAUGGACAAAUCCAAGCCCUCUCCCAAUCUCAACCACGCCAGCCUGGGCUUUAACGAGUAUUUCCCAUCCCGCCCGCACCCCGGCGGGCUCCCGUUCUCACCAGCCCCCCCAGCCUUCCCCACCCUCACCCCGGGAUUCCCGGGGAUUUUUCCACCUUCUCUGUACCCCAGGCCUCCCUUGUUACCACCCACGCAGCUGCUCAAAAGUCCCCUCAACCACACUCCGGACACGAAGCUCCCCAGUCCCCUCGGGAACCCGGCACUGCCGCUGAUCUCCGCAGUGAGCAACAGCAACCAGGCCCCUUCAGGAGAGGAGAAAUGUGAAAGCAGCCUGGAAAACUCCUACCUGGAGAAGCUAAAAGCCAGGAACAGUGACAUGUCCGAUGGCAGUGACUUUGAGGAUGUCAAUACAACCACGGGCACGGAUCUGGACACCACGACUGGCACCGGCUCUGACCUGGACAGUGACGCAGAGAGUGACAGGGACAAAACGAAAGACAAGAGCAAACAAAUGGAGACCAAGCCAGAUUUUGUCAGCAGCUCGGUAUCUGCGAGUUCCACCAACACCACUAGCGACAUCCCUCUCUUCUAUUCUCAGCAUUCCUUCUUUCCGCCCCCCGAGGAGCACCUGCUGCCCACCACAGGGGCAGCCAAUGACUCUAUUAAAGCUAUUGCCUCCAUCGCAGAGAAGUAUUUUGGGCCUGGCUUUAUGGGGAUGCAGGAGAAAAAGAUGGGUUCGCUCCCAUAUCAUUCCAUGUUCCCUUUCCAGUUCCUCCCCAAUUUCCCCCACUCCCUCUACCCUUUCACGGAGCGGACCCUCAAUCACAACUUGCUGGUCAAGGCAGAACCAAAGUCACCCAGGGACCUCCACAAAGUGGGCAGCACCAGCUCGGAGUCCCCCUUCGAUCUCACCACGAAGCCAAAAGAGAUUAAGCCAAUCCUGCCGCCCCCCAAGGUCCUCCCACCCCCAUCCUCAGGGGAGGAGCAGCCACUGGAUCUGAGCAUUGGCAACCGCAUCCGAGCCAGCCAGAACGGAGGGAGAGAGCCACGGAAAAACCACAUUUAUGGGGAGAGGAAGCUGAUGGCAAGCGAGGUCUUACCUAAGAUUUCCCAGUCCCAGCUGCCUCAGCAACCUUCCCUGCACUACGCUAAGCCAUCACCCUUUUUCAUGGACCCCAUCUACAGGGUGGAGAAGCGGAAGGUGACAGACCCCGUGGGUGCCCUCAAGGAGAAGUACCUGCGGCCCUCCCCGCUGCUUUUUCACCCCCAGAUGUCGGCCAUCGAGACGAUGACGGAGAAACUGGAGAGCUUUGGAGCCAUGAAGGCCGACUCUGGCUCAUCCCUGCAGCCCCUUCCCCACCACCCCUUCAACUUCCGAUCGCCGCCACCCACGCUCUCCGACCCCAUCCUGCGCAAGGGCAAGGAGCGCUACACCUGCAGGUACUGUGGCAAGAUCUUCCCACGCUCAGCCAACCUGACGAGACAUCUGCGGACACACACUGGGGAGCAGCCUUACAGGUGUAAAUACUGUGACAGGUCAUUCAGCAUUUCCUCCAACCUGCAGCGGCACGUGCGGAACAUCCACAACAAGGAGAAGCCAUUCAAGUGCCACCUGUGCAACAGGUGCUUCGGGCAGCAGACCAACCUGGACAGGCACCUGAAGAAGCACGAGCACGAGAACGUUCCAGUGAGUCAGCACUCCGGAGUCAUCGCCAACCACCUCGGGACCAGCGCCUCCUCCCCCAACUCGGAAUCAGACAACCAUGCACUUUUAGACGAAAAAGAGGAUUCCUAUUUCUCGGAAAUCAGAAAUUUUAUUGCAAAUAGCGAGAUGAAUCAAGCGUCGGCUUUAGUGGAUAAAAGGCCAGAAAUCCAGGAUAUUGAUGGCAAUUCCCAGUGCCAUGGAUUGACAAAUGAGAAGACAGAAGAUGUGGAUGAUGAGGACGAAGAACUGGAAGAGGAAGAUGAUGACAGCCUGACUGGGAAGUCCCAGGACGAGACAGCGUCACCCACGGCAGAGCCCCAGGGAGCAUUCGAGGAUGAGGAGGAUGAGGAGCCCACGUCUCUCACCAUGAGCUUUGACCACACCCGAAGGCUUAUGCAAUGAUGCUGUCCCUGUCUGAGAAUGCUCCCCUCCACACGUCCUCCCAGAACUCUCUGGGGGCUUGGCUGGACAUGGCAGGAGCAGCUUCAGAGUCGGGGACCUUUAACCCCAUCAACCACCUCUGAGAGGUCCACAAGGCACUGGCCGAGCCCAGGCGAGGCAGCAGUGGUGCUGCAGCCAUCCCAGCAAAAUCCCAGCGAGCAGAAGAUGGAUGAGAGGGCCUCAGGGAGUCGUCUGGACUUUGGGCUGAGAAGGAAACCUGUCGCAUCCGACCUACACGUCCUGCAUUUUUAUCUCUCCAGAGUUUUCCUUUCUAAUUUAUCAGAACAAACCUCUCCCAAACUGGAUAACCCCGAAGCAGCCCCAGAAUUUCACAGCCUGUAGGAAUAGCAUGAGCAAGACACGAAUUGCACCAGUGCAAUCAAAGAUAGGCCACUCCAACCUUCCAAACCAGUGUCACUGAGCCAGCACAGCCUGAGCAGGAACGAUAGCUUGGAACCACAUGGCAGCAUUUCCUUCCCAUCCAGCUGAAUUGGUGAAGCAUCAAGGGAAGAGAGCCAGGUAUGACCUGUCCCUGGUGCAAUUCUGACACAGCCACUGGAGUUAUGCCAGGGAAAGGCAAAUCAACCUAUUUAACUGACCCCCCAAAAGAAGAAUUCAGAAUUCUGCACUCCCACAGAAACACCAUCGUGUCCUUUGUUCCCAGCAAAACACUGGCACUGAGCAAAGCUCCAAGGUGAGGCCACCUUGCCUGCAGUCAUCAUGAGCCACAUGCAGCUCCCAGCUGAGACACCUCCAGCCUGGAACGUGCUGAGGUUGGGGUGACAGAUGUGUCACAUGGACACAGAUGGUCGGCUGUGCCCUGAGCAAGGCUGGGAGAGCUCCCUGUCCCUCCUGUGAGCCCAGCAUGGGCUGGAGUGCCCAGGAGAGAGCCAGGGUGGUGGAGCUCCUGGAAAUGCUUGGAUUUCCCCAAGCAGAGAGGUCAGGGGAUAAAGCCCUCCCCGGAUGUGCAUAAGGAAACGUGUGCUGGGCAAGGCUCGCCUCACCCAGGGCAGCUCGGACCCAUCUGCUCGUGUGUCACCUCCUGGGGUUUCAGGGUGCCAUCACCCCGUCCUGGUGGUGCCUGUGGCACAGAUCUCUGAUUCACACCAUUCCUUUGGCCUGGCUUUUCCCUCUGCACCGCCCGCUGCUGCUUGGCCUGUAAUUUAAGUAGAAAGAUGAACAUUUCCAUGCUCUAGCAGCCUGAGGGGUGCAGAGCAAUGAGAAUCCAGUUGUCUCUCUGACUCUAAAAUUUCUUACAGAGAUUUUAUGAGUGAUUUCCAAUCACUUCAAAACUUCAUCUUCUCUACUGCUUUACAGCAGCCUCCACAAAUGCUGUGGGCUUUUUGCUGUUCUCGGCUGCAAUUCCCAUCUGCUGUUGGAGCAGGGAAUUUGGAGAUGACAUUCCCUUAUGGAAUGGUUAGGCCAUGGAAAAGGGCAGAUGGAGGGUUCCAAGCCAGUGUAGUGUGGGAAGCCUCAUUCCAGCAGGCCAAAACAACGGGAUCAGCUCCCUGAGCAAAGCAGAGUCAGAAUUGGGUGUGACACCUUUGCAAGUCAGCUUUGCACCCAAGAGCACACGAGUCUGAUUUUGGGGAGUCUCAGAGUGCCCCCACAGGAAAGAAUCCAGGGUGGCUUUGGUACGGAGGAAACAAAAGGUAAACUAGCAGCACCAGUGUGUUUCCCAAGAAAAUUUACCCUUUCCUUUUUGGUUUUCCACAACAACCUGUGAAAGUGCCCAGAGCUCUGAGAGCACCAGGAGGUGUGACCGAGCUGCUUCAUGUAUUUGCACAAAGCUCCUGGGUAGGUAGAGCCCGAGAGCCGACCCUGCCGGAGGAAUCCCGGCUCUGCAGAGUAGGGGGACAGCCCUGUCCCCUCCUGUCCCAUCCUGUCCCAUCCCAGAGGCUGCAGCACAGCCCUGCCCAGGUGCUUGGCCUUUAAAUUAUUCCCACAGGGGCCAACUGAAAAUAAUAAAAGAAUUGUUUCUUUUCCUGAUGGAAUUUAUUUUAAUCUGUAUAUAACUUGGCAUUUUGGGCUAAUUCCUUUCUUAUUUUAUUUCUUCCUUAACAGUAUUUUCUUAUUACAUUAGAUAUCAUUCUUGUGAAGAAAUCAUGUUAAUAUAAGUAUGUAGUGAAGGA